Molecule: messenger RNA, 7865 nt
Organism: Aptenodytes forsteri (emperor penguin)
Lineage: Eukaryota; Metazoa; Chordata; Aves; Sphenisciformes; Spheniscidae
Gene: SUGP2
Product: SURP and G-patch domain containing 2
Exons: 10
Coding region: 4-3351 (1115 amino acids)
Biological process (GO): RNA processing
Cellular component (GO): nucleoplasm
Molecular function (GO): RNA binding
Source: RefSeq, a predicted model, not a curated record
AAAAUGGCCUCUCGGCGGAUCACACGGGAGACGUUUGAUGCUGUAGUGCAGGACAAAGUUAAAAGGUAUCGCAUGGACCGAAGUGAUGCUAUAGAGGACACAAUCCAUCAUUUUAAAGCUCAUUCAAGGCCAGUCCCAAGACCAAGAUACGAAGACAGUUUUCAUGAUGAUGGAAGAUAUACUCAUGACAAUGCCCAGCACCAUCCACAUGAUGACUGGAGUGAAGACCCUAGAGAUGACUAUCCGGGACCUUCUUAUAGAUCUACUAGUCCUCUCAUAAGGAAAGAUAACUAUUACCAUGAACAGUAUGGCCGCCCGGCGUCUCGUGACCGGGAAUUUGGCCGCCCGGCAUCUCGUGACCGGGAGUAUGGGCGUCCAGCUUCGCAUGAUCGGGAGUAUGGGCGUCCAGCUUCGCAUGACCGGGAGUAUGGGCACCCAGCAUCUCACAAUCGGGAGUACGGACGCCCAACUUCCCACGAGCGGGAGUAUGGGGGCCUGGCUUCUCAUGACCAGGACUAUGGCCCUCCUGACUCUUGGGAAUCCACCGGACCACACGAAACUGACUUUAGUUCUUCGGAUAUUUUAGGUGAUUUUAGAUCCCCAGGACUCAUGGAAGAUGAAUAUGGCAACAUGGAAAAUCAGGAGUAUGAUGUGGACUUUGGAAUUCAAUCUGACAGCGAGUUCCGACCUCCAAUACGGAGGGGCAACAUUGGCAGGGGAAGAGCUCUGCGAGGAAAGCGUAUUACAAGGGGCGCUGUUAAAACUAAAGUAUUCAAAGGAGAUAUCAAAACUCCCUUAAAGAAAUGGAACACUAAAAAGCUGCAACCGGGCCCUGAUCAGAAGCCAGCUAUGCAACCUGAUCAAAUGCCAGAAGCUGCUGAACGACCUAACCAGAGGCCGGUGACCGUCCAGCGCCCUAAUCCAAAGUUGCCUCCACGACCUAAUCAGAGGCCAACUAUAACAACCCAGAGACCUAUUCUCAGGCUCCCAAAGCCUGCGCAUGUUUUCAGAAAUCUCAAUUUUGACCUUGUGGACAAAUCGGACAUUUUUUCAACAUUUGGAAUAGAAAUUAUAAAAUGGGCUGGGUUUCAUGCAAUAAAAAAUGAUGCAGAAUUUUCCCGGCUCUUUGGAGCUCUCUUUGAGCUAGAGACAGAAACCUGUGCAAAAAUGCUUGCUUCGUUCAAAUGCUCCUUAAAGCCAGAACACAGAGAUUAUUGUUUCUUUACUAUCAAGAGUUUACAACACGCUGCUCUGAAAACUCCCAAAGUGGACAAUGAGUUUUUAAAUAUGCUAUUGGACAAGGGUGCUGUGAAAACAAAGAACUGCUUCUUUGAAAUAAUAAAACCUUUUGAUAAAUACAUAAUGAGGCUACAAGACCGCCUCCUAAAAGGUGUUACACCGCUGCUUAUGGCCUGCAAUGCUUACGAAUUAAGCAUAAAGACGAGUGGUUUUGGUAAUCCAAGAGAAAUGGCAAGUGCUUUUGAGACCACUGUUUCUCUUUGUCGUAAGUCUUUAGCACUUCUGGGUCAGACCUUCGCGCUAGCAUCUGUUUUUAGGCAAGAGAAAAUACUUGAAGCCGUAGGGCUCCAGGAGAUGGCUCCAGCACCAACACUGUUCCCAAACUUUGAUGAUUCAACGUUGUUUGGAAGAGAGUACAUUGAAAACUUGAAGGCUUGGUUGGAGAAAAGUGGAUAUCCAAUUCAGAUGAAAAAAACUGAACCAGAGUCCACAGUACAGCUUAAGAAACCCUCUCCUGACACAAAAGUUAAAACCCCACAGCGAGCUGAUCGGAAAGUUGUAGAGACAAUUGAACAGCUAGUGAAUAGCAUUGUUUCAGGAACCUUGUCUGCCAAAGAGAGAAAUGCUCAGAAGAACUGUCCUGAAUAUUGGUUCUUGUCUGAUGAAGAUAGUCUAGAAUACAAGUAUUACAGACUGAAGUUAUCGGAGAUGCAAAGGCGGACAUCAUCUGGAAAGGAAGUGGGUGGUGAGGGCAGAACACUAGAAGAAUCUGCAACAGAAUCAGUCAGGGCCAUGUUGUAUGCCAGGAAAGUUGCAAGUAUUAAGAGAAGGCUAUUUAAAAGAAAAAGGCUUGGAAUUAUCACACAACAUGGUAUUCGAGGAAGGAAGGUGAGGAGAGCAACCAUAGGGACACAGACUGUGCUUUCAGCUGGUACGGUGCUGAAGCACCAAGAGAAGCAUCUUCAAGGUUCAGUCCAGUCAAAGCCUUCUGUAUCAGAAACCAGCCUGUCUGAGAAGAAUUCUUCCCUCGAUACAACCUCAUCCUCACAAUGUGCCGCCAGUUCAGAGGUGUCUCUGCCAGCAGAAGAAAGGGCAGAUUCUGAGGAUUUAUUAGCACCACCUGAACUUUUCCCACCGUUGUCCUCUCAGUUUCCUGAUGUGGAUGCUAAAACAAUGGAAACUGCUGAGAAGCUUGCCAAGUUUGUUGCUCAGGUAGGACCAGAAAUUGAGCAGUUCAGCAUAGACAACAGUGCAGAUAACCCAGAUCUUUGGUUUCUACAGGAUCGAAACAGUUCUGCUUUCAAAUUUUACCGAAUGAAAGUCUAUGAGUUAUGUCCAUCUAUUAACUUCAGUGCUGUGUCAGAAGCAACUGAUGCUGGGGAAGGUGCUAAACCUGAAGAGAGAAAUUUGGAUAUUUCAGAAGAGGAGGAGGAUGAAGAAGAGGAGGAAGAAGAUAAUGAGGAGGAAGCUGAGUUUGAGGAGGAUACCUCCCAGCCUUUGGAAGAAAUGGAAAUGGAGCAAGCAGAGGAGGGAGAAGAGGAUGACAUGUCAGCAGGUAGAAGUGUGGAAAACCUAGCUGAAGAGAUGAUUUCCAAAACAGGAGAGGAAAUUUCAACAGGUGAAAUGCAGCUAGCCGCAUCAUCUGAUGGUGCUAUACCAAAUCUGUCGACACAGGCAUCAACUCCUGCUCCUGGUACCCUAUUUCCUCGCAAACGAAUCAGCAGCAAGUCUCUGAAAGUUGGUAUGAUUCCUGCAUCUAAAAGGAUUUGCCUCAUAGAAGAACCAAAAGUGCAUGAACCUGUCAGAAUUGCUUAUGAUAGGCCUCGUGGUUGCCCAGUUACAAAGAAGAAGAAGAAACCAAAAGAUUUAGAAUUUUCACACAAGAAACUGACAAACAGGAAUGUGGGUUUCCAGAUGCUUCAGAAGAUGGGCUGGCAAGAAGGACAUGGCCUUGGUACACGAGGAAAAGGAAUCAGAGAGCCUGUAAAAGUGGGUGCUACCUCUGCAGGGGAGGGCUUGGGUGUUGCAGGGGAAGAAAAUAAAGAAGAUGCAUUUGAUGUUUUCCGUCAAAGAAUGAUACAAAUGUACAGGCAGAAAAGAGCAAGUAAAUAGGUUUGACAUAAGAGACUCGCUCGCUAGAAAGUGCACGGAUAUGCAAAGGCUGCUGUAUGAAAGAUCUUCGGCAGAGUAUGCCAGUAUGAAGAACACUUUGUUCUAUAGUAGUGGACUUGAAUACUAAUGUAUUAAAACGUUUUCCAAGAUUAAAGUUAGUCUUGUAUUUAAUUGUGCAAGCUAACAACUUGGAUGUCAUCUUCUGAGGAAGAAACAACUGAUUUUGUUCUCGGAAGUGCCUGUUUACCUCUCUCUUUGGCCAAGUUUGCCUGUUUUGUGAUGAGAUGGCUUACCAAAAAAAAAAGGAAUAAGCAACAUGAAAAAUAUGACUAGCCUGGUUUGGCUCUGAUCCUUUCUGAAGCCAAGAAUCUUCUCAAAUUCAGAUCUUCUUGCAAGGGAGUUCAGAUUUUAUUUUACUACAUUUUAUUGAUGGGCUAAUCUUCUGAUCUACUUCUGGAGUCUGCAUAAAGCAGUUUCCUUUCCUCCAUACGCCAAUUUUAAGAAGAGUCUUUACCUGCGUGCUUAUUUUGUAUAGGAUUCUAGACUUUAAGUGUAGGAUGAAUAACGGAUUUCAUCUGAGUCUGAGAACACUAAACUCUUCCUUGAAAACCUCGGCUGCUAAGGUUUUUCAUUGUAAUGAACAAGUAGUACAUAUUUUAAGUGUACUUUUUGUUUUUACACAAAUUUGCAGCUCUUCUCCAACAAAUUCUUGAAUAAUUUCUUUCCUUCUCAAAGAAGUUUAAGCCAUAAGCAGGUGCAAUUCAUGUGUCAGCAGAAAAUACUGAAGAAAAUACUUGGAAGUCAGAUAUUCGGAAGUCAUCUGGAAGUGGAUCAUCAGUUUUAUAAGACCAUCAGUUUAGAGAGCCAUUUCUGUUUCUAUUAAAUUUGAUUUGCAGAAGUUUUUACUGAAAAAUCCCAAGAAAUAAGACAAAAAGCUUGUACUUUUAAGGGACUAUUCCAGAACUUACUGAAAGAGAAGACUGGAUUAAUCUACUGUGCUUCAACAAAAAGCAUUACCUAACUGCUUGGUGAAGCAGUUCUGAAGGCAUGAAAGAUUUAGCAGUGUUACCACAAAUAAACGUUCAAGGUCUGAUCAUUCAUCUUUUCCCGACUUGCACAUCAAUAAGGGAUCUGUGACUGGAUUACUGGAAGUGACAGAAUUUAAUAUCGCACUUUUUAGUGUACUCAUUCUCCAUCAUUACCUUUCUAAAACUAGUCAAAAGUCUUCACUUGAAUGUUAUAGUACCAAAACCUACUUCACUGAAGUUUUCUUUAAAGAGUUUAUCUUGAGCUGACGCGUGUUUUGCUUACUAGGAGUGAGUGCUGUCUUGCUGUUGUUUUCAUCCUGCACCAUGCUUCUUGUAGAGCAAAGAGCUUGUGGUACACCACUAAUAGCACCCCACAGUAAUGUGGCAGCGUCUCAAGUUCCUAACUGACAAAUAUGCAAGAAAAUGUGUUCUUCAGUUAUCAACUUGCCUGUGCCUGCUGUUUAAAGAACAAAAUUAUAUUCUUUCUCCAUUAAAAACCCUGCUGGUUGAAAGGGAGUGUCUUCAUUUUCAUUCUGUAGCAACAAACUUCUCCUUGCUUGUAACAACCAGUUUUAGUUUAUGAGUGCAAGGGGUUUUUUUUUUCUUUACUGUAUGGGUCUUUGAAACCAUGAGAACAAAAUCAUGUCACAGUGUAAUUUUCUGAUCACUCAGUGUCAGUUGCCUUGAAGCACAUAAUCACUAAAUAAAACCACGAUGGCAGGUAUAGAAAAAUAUGCUGGUAGUUCCGUUUUUCCAUGAACAUCACGUGUGUCUUCACCUUUACAUGACAAGAAGUUGAAGCACGAAGGCUAUACGUACAAAUAAGUUUAUCUGGUUGUCAGACUUGAUUAAGGACACUUGAUAGCCCAGACAUUUCUCAUAGGCUUUACUUGGAGAUAUUUAAAAUCCUUAAACGUUUUGGACCACGGGCUACUUGAAAGAUCAUCAAUUACAGCAUUUGGCAGUGUAUGGUUACCUGUUAAAUUCCUGUUUGGGUGCGUUCUUCACUGCCCCUCUUUCUUUCCUGUGCCUAAUUAGCAGUUACGCAGUGUAAAACUUGAGCCUUUUGAAAAGGAGAUCUGCCAGUCGCAGUCUGUUUUAGAAUGACACUCUGGAACCAAUACUGUUGGCCUCUGAUUUAUUUCUCAGACCCACUCAGAGGGUUUAGCUUUUCUUUUAGUUUCAUUGAUGAAGCUGCCAGUGUUCACAAUUUUUAUUUCCCUGCAAACUUCCAGUUCACCUCUUCUUUCACAUUUACAUUUUGGAAGGAUUCUUGAUUAUAUGUUACACUAUUUGCAGAAAGGCACAAGGCGAAGUGUAGUUUCACACUAGAUUGAAACCCCCUCUCUCAGACCCAGAUCAGCAUUCUGCGCUGCUCUGAUUUAACCUGAGUUUGUGGGGCAUAGUACCAUUCGGGGUGCAUUUCCUAAACACCUGCUUACCCAAUCUGGGAAAAUUGUUGGUGUCCAGAUUGGAGAAUGGUACCGUCCUUUCUGAGUGCAAUUCAAUUUAGAGUACAAUGCUGUCUUGAGAAUAAAGGUGAACGUUGGGAAAAUCUUAAUCUGCUACCCUGGAUGACUGUAGUAUGGUCUGUCUUUCUUGUGCCAAACUUUAAUUUUGGACAAGGUAUCAGCAGAGCAGUACUGGUGCUGAGAUUCCAGUGUUGCUCUCAAGUGGGUUAGCGUUUGCCACUUGUAUCUUGUUUUACCAAGAGAUGACCUUACGCUCCUUUUGCAAAAGGAAUUUCCUUUUAUUUUGACCUGCUUUUGCAGGCAGUUCUGAUUUGAAAAAUUUAAAUACUUGUACAUGUGAAACAUUUGUUAUGCAGACACAUUGCCUUGUUUAAAGUUUACUAGCUUCUUUUCUGUUAUUUUAGUUCCAGGCUCUCUUCCAUGAAGACUGCAAGCUUCAGUGAACAUUUUAACUAACUUCAGUGGUGUGUCUACUGUCUUUUGGUUGGUUUUUGCCAUUAAUCUUGUAGAGCAAUUUGCUAGUUUCUGUUCCGUGCAAAUUGGCAGUAGUGCUAAGCUAGUAACAAUUAGAUGCUUAUGUUAUUGGAUAACUGACAUUUCUUUUUAGUGUAAGUAAACAUGUUAGCAUUGUUAAUCUUUUAAUAUCUGCAAUAAAUGUAGAACUAAACAAUUUCUGGUUUAAAUGUUUUGCUUGUGAAUUUGGCCAUUUGUAAGAGAUAUGCAUCAUUUUGGCACUAACAAGUGGAAUUGAGAUUAUGCAGUGUUACAUUAGUGUAAAGCAGGAUUUAAUAGUGUAUGAGGGAAGAAAGGUCCCUCUGUUUCUGUGCUGCUACACGUCUCUGUUGAGAAUACCCACUAAAUCAUUUCUUAGUUACUUUUUCAUGUGGCUUCUAGUGCAUUAAAUCCAUACACAACAGUGUUACUUUCCACAUGAACACCAAAACCGUUGUGCCCCAGAUAGAAUGCAAGAGGUUUACCCUUUAUUCACGUAUCCCAGGAAUUAGUUGUCUCUCUGAUUUUCUUGGUGUACUGACUUUAAAACAGCAAAACUUUCUCUUUACAUACGUGUGUGGUUUACUGUUGCCUUUAAAUUCAAAUUCCUUUUUUAGACAGGAUAUGAGGGGGAAAAUUGCAACGAACUGAAAUUUAACACUGGUGCAGCCGCCUUCUAUCGAGAGGUAAAGUGAGAGUGUUCAUUUGCGAAAGAUACCAGCCAGGUCUCCUGUCCCUUGCUUUUACACUGACAGCUAGGAAAAGCUUUACAGAGGCAAGUUCAAGCCCUGGCUACACCUUUUUCCUCCUUUUCCUUCAAAAAUUUAUUAUACAUGAGGACCUGGUUCUAGAAGAAAGGACGUUUGCUCUCGUUGGAGAGAAAUGAGGAGAUCCCCAUUUUGGGGGAGGUGCCCUAACAGAGUAAGAGAACUACAGUCAAUAAUACACUGUUUGGAGUAAUUGUGUUGGACUAAAAGAGAUGUUUUCUUUUUUUUUUUGCCUUCAAAGCUUUUCUUUGGUGUAAUACCAAUGACAUUUUUCCUAUUUAUUUUUGGGGUUUUUUAGAAGACACUACAGCAUCCUUAGUGUGAACACUUAAUCUGUGCUGAGAUGUUACUUCUCAAAAUCAAUGUACAGUAUUUUUUUCUAUUGAUAUUCUGUUCUGCUUUAAAGUUAAUCCUGAUGUAUUGUGCCCAAAGAAAGUCUGGACUCAGAAAUUCAAACACUGUUAUUUUGGAUUGUCUUCUAUCCUACAAGCAGGUGUAUUUUCUAAUUAAAAAUGAAUUCGUGAAAGUCCUGUAUCAUCUUUAACUCUGCAUAUCUCAUGACUGAGUGGCCAAUCACAACCAGACUGUAGAUUUGAGCAAUAAUAAACACCUUAAAUGAGAAUAUGCUCAAAGAACAAUAGGGUACUUCUGAAAUAAAUAGUUUUUGUGAACCUUGUUAAGUAGGUAACUUGCUGAAUUGCAGCAAGUGUGGAAAAUGUUUGCAUUAUCUGUGGGCAAUAAAGUUACUGCUGUUU